Messenger RNA from Salarias fasciatus (jewelled blenny), 2308 nucleotides. RefSeq names its product BCL2 associated agonist of cell death b (gene badb). The transcript has 4 exons. The coding region runs from base 161 to 661 and encodes 166 amino acids. NCBI's taxonomy places the organism in Eukaryota, Metazoa, Chordata, Actinopteri, Blenniiformes, Blenniidae. The record is from RefSeq and is a predicted model, not a curated record. Gene Ontology annotation, biological process: apoptotic process.
GCCGCGGCGGAGCAGUGACGCUCUGCGAUUGGGUGAGCGCGAGGCUAAAGUGUAUUGUACAGUAAAAAGAGAAGAACAACAACAGCUGCGGCCGCAUGAGGCUAACAACACACUCUCUCGCACUUUUCGGCCGCGCACUGUGAAGAUUUCGGAUGUUAAGAUGGCUGCAAAGUUCUCAAUUUCAGACAGUGAGUCCGAGCCAUCCGAGGAGGUAGAAGAGGAAGAAACCAACGAAACACCAGCAGAUCAGCGUGUCCGUCGGCGUCUUGACCUCAGCUUAAAUGAAUUCAACCUGACAGCGACUGGUCGGAUCAGGCUUAACUCGGAGUCAAUCGCUUCCACAGUCUCCAGAGACGAGGAGCUCCAGGCCAGGGCCGAAGAGGAGGUGGGCACACCCACAGAGGGCGCUCCGUUCAGGGGGCGGUCAAAGUCGGCUCCCCCGGCCCUGUGGGCCGCCAAGAAGUACGGCCAGAGGCUUCGAAGGAUGAGUGAUGAAUUCGACAGUUUGCUGGAUAAAGGGGAGAUGAAGAAGUUGAGGAAUCCAGGCCAAGCCAGACAGAUUCACCACUCUAGAAGCUGGUGGAGCUACCUCUUCAGCCACCAGGAGACCGAGGGCGAGAACAACCACCACGAAAACCACAGCCAUGACCGCACCGAGUAGAGACGGACGCCGAGCGUGAGCUUCGGAGCGAGAAGACGGCAGCGAGGACGCCGAGGGAACAAUGAAGACCAGAACAAUGUAACCUGUUAUGGAGGGGAAGAAAAAAGGAAGAACAAAAAAAGAACAAUCCAAACUCAAAGACAUGCUGAAGACCUGAAUAUGUCAUUUUUCUACAUCAUUGGUAACUACGUUUAGGUAAAUUUUAUUUGUAUUUGUAUUGAUUGUGAUGUAACCAAUAUUGUUGGGGCAGCCCAUUGUGCUAUGGUAAAAGUUGGUCAGGCAUGAGGACGGACUGUUGAAAUACUGAGCGGAUAGAACAGACACAGUCUCUGUCUAAAGAAAAAAAAUACAGGUAUGUAUAGUUCUGUACUGUAGAGGAGGGCAAUCAGUUUAAGAGACCCAGCAUUUCGUCGUCUCUCGCAUCAACACUAUGCAACAUGCGGUAGAUGGGGAGAUAAAUGGACUGAAAACGCCCGACAAUCGAAGCUCCUUCCUUGGCAUCAGCAGGGUCUUCGCGUUAACCGGAGGCUCUUUCGGCUCCAAAUGUUUGUGCCUGACGGGCUCCUGAAGAUCAGCGUGUGCCAAAACAAUCAACGCAGUUUUGAAGAGCAAAGAUAGGAAGGACUUUUCAAAAGCGGUCAACUUCAAUCCUUUAUUCAUCUUCCCUUUCUGCUACUUUACAAACCGAUACCACUUCAAACAACUGUACUCAACUAACAGUAACUGCUUUACUUGUGAAAUUUAUCAAAAAGGACAAUCUCUGAUGAUCCAGAAAUAUCUUUUUGUAAAACUUCAGGGUUAGAUUAUAGCUGAUGACAUUAAACAUACGUAUAAAAGCACAAACCAAUAUAAAUCUAUCUUUAUAAAUCCUUGGAUGAGCAAAAAAAAAAAAAAAAAAAACUUUGAAUUUUAUGUGUAAAUAUGUUGAUAUUUUAUCAAAUAGUGCAAGCUGGGCGUGCUAAGCAGAGGCAGUUCUGCCAGAAUUCUAUAUACAAGAUUUUCAUGCUGUUUCAUAAGCUUCAGCAGCUGAGCAAUAGGCAGUGUACAAUCCAUGGCUGUUCUGACAAACGUGACUGCACACAUGAACACGGUAGUAUUUACGGUGGGCAGGGAGAGAUUAACUGCUGUACAAGGAGCCAGCUCACUAGCCUUUGGUCUCAUUUACUACAUUUAGAUCUGGGGAAUCCAGUCACAUCCAAACACAACAGUGUGACUGUUUGAAUCGACAAAUCAGUUUCUUGUUGUGUAGGACUCCCCCCCCCCCCCCCCCCCCCCCCCCCCCCCCCCCCCCCCUCUUUAUUAGGAUGUGACUAACAUGAGACCUUAAGCAGGCUGAGUUUUGACUGUAGAAGCUCUGAACUGAUGCUACACUUGCCAUUUGUGUUAUUAUUCGGCACAUACCAUAUACGACCUUUAUGGAAGUCGGCAUUAAAUAGUGCGAUCAGAACUUCUGUGCAACUUGGCAAACACGAUUAGGCUGUGACUUGUUUUAUGAGUAUGUGAUUAUUGAAAAUGGUAAAAGGUUUGUUCUACUCGUGUCUUAUUCUCUUCCACUCGACUGGUAGGGUCGAACUGUGAAGUGCUCACAUGUGCAGGCUAACGGGGGCUGCAUUUGUAUCGUCUUGAUGCUAAAAUUUAGGCUUUUUU